Messenger RNA from Sorghum bicolor (sorghum), 1837 nucleotides. RefSeq names its product RNA-binding protein 38-like. The transcript has 6 exons. Gene Ontology annotation, molecular function: RNA binding. The record is from RefSeq and is a predicted model, not a curated record. NCBI's taxonomy places the organism in Eukaryota, Viridiplantae, Streptophyta, Magnoliopsida, Poales, Poaceae. The coding region runs from base 539 to 1474 and encodes 311 amino acids.
AUGAUGGUAUGGAGAACAAGGUAGGAGGAGGGGCUGGCUGGCGUUGUUGCAGGAGGGGCUUAUUAUAGUCCAUUGGAAACGAGACUAGAAAGGGUCAUGCAGCAGCUGUCAUCCCACACCCGAACCCCCUCUUCCAGCGCAGCGCACAGCCAACUCUCCACCCUCUUUUGCUCGCCUGCCGUCGUCGUCUCCCCUCCCUCUUUCUCUCUUAACAUAUCCAUCCAUCCAUCCUGCUCCAUCUCUACUGAGUUCCGAGGGGGAGGGACCUGGAGGUUAUGGAUGUAGUGGAGAAGUAUACUAGGAAACCCAAGGGGAGGGAGGAGCAACCGCAAGGAGGGCAGGUCUUUCUACGACCCAAGACGCGGCUAGGCCGAAACCACUAGGAAAGAGUCCGGGUCUAGUUUGCUGCUCGUCCCGCCCGCAAGCAUCGAUCGCGCGGAACCAGCAGCCUAAGCCCAGAGCCCUCCGCGCGCCUCCGCACCGCACCAAAGUGGAGGGGGGAGACGAGGCGCAGACAGCAAAUACGUGCGGCGCGCCGAUGGCGGCUUCGUCCUCGUCCUCUGGCCCCGGUGGGUCCCCGGCCCACGCGCCUCCGGGCGGCGGCGGCGGGAGCGGGGGGCCGCAUAACCACCGGUCGCGGUUCGGCGACACGACGCUGACGAAGGUGUUCGUGGGCGGGUUGGCGUGGGAGACGCCGUCCGAGGGGCUGCGCCAGCACUUCGAAGUUUACGGCGAGAUACUCGAGGCGGUCGUCAUCACCGAUCGUGAGACGGGCCGCUCCAAGGGCUACGGUUUCGUGAUUUUCCGGGACCCGGAUGCGGCGGCGCGGGCGGUGCAGAACCCGAACCCGGUGAUCGCCGGCCGGCGCGCCAACUGCAACAUUGCGGCGUUCGGCCCGCCGCGGGCCGCGCAGCACCCGAGAGGAGGGAGAGGAGGUGCCGGCCGCGGGCCUCACGUGCCGGAUCAGCAGCCGCAGGGGUCGCCCUACAGGAUGCCGUCCCAGAUGACCGCGCCUCAGGCCGCCACGGUGUUCUACAAUCCCCACCAGUACGGGUACUGGUACCCACCUGAUUAUCCAUACCAACAGGCAUUGUACAAUUCUCAAGUGCUACAACAUUACUACCCUCAGAUGUAUGGUCCAGCCUCUCCUUCAGGACCACCCUACCAAUACAUGGGGUAUAUGCCUGGUGGCCCAAGUCCAAGGACUGGAUUCUCGCCGAUGCAGCAACCCAUGCGACCACCGUUCUUUCAGCAGCCACCGGCACAGAUGGAUGGUUCUUUCCCACCAGGGCCUUCGCUUCCGCCUAAUUUCAGACUCCAGCUGCCUCCUCAUGCAGUCUCAAGGGAAUCUGAUGAUGUAUCUGCAGGCUCUCAGUCAGCUCAGCCAACUUCUUCAACUCCAGCUACAAUCACAAACAACCAAGAAGAUUCGAGGCCUGUAGUGUCAGAUUCUGAUCCAAACACACCAAAUUGACUUUCUGAGAAUCCUGGCAACAUGAUCUGAUGCCAAUCUGAUGCAGACAAUUGGUGGUCUGUAACAGAGUCCAUGAUACUCUCACAUCUUGACUGAAAAAGUUCCCAAAGAUUUGUUCUUUCAUUAUUUCUAAUUCUUUUUUGAAUUCUUGCAUUGCAUUUCUUCAUCGAAUCCAUUGUACGGCCGACUGAAUUCAAGUUCAAAAUUCAGGAAUUCGCUAGCGUAAGUUCCGGUGGCAUGUUAGUGUUCAAAAAAAGUACUGCCGUCUUGUUAGUUCGUAUCUCAAUAUGCAGUACAGUUUUUCAUUGAGGAGCCACAGCCACCUAGUAUUAUUGCAACAAUAAAGUUCUUUCCCUUGAUCUA